Rotaria socialis is the source of this 1023-nucleotide messenger RNA. The record is from the annotation of a GenBank genome assembly. NCBI's taxonomy places the organism in Eukaryota, Metazoa, Rotifera, Eurotatoria, Philodinida, Philodinidae.
AUGUCAACUCCACCAUCCGAUGCUCUACUUAUUGCUUAUUUGAACAAUGUGCUUGCACAAAUAAAUUUCUAUUUUGGAAUGUUCAUAUUUACUUUUGGUAUUGCUGGUAAUAUUCUGAAUAUUCUGAUCUUAUCCCAACGACCGCUUCGCACAAACUCAUGUGCAAUCAUUUUUUUUGGAUCAUCAACUGCUGGCAUUAUUGCAAUUGUAUCUGGUCUUGUUUCUCGAGUAUUGUCUGGUGUAACAACUGAUUUAUCAGCAACAGUUAAUUGGAUUUGUAGACUCCGUGGCUUUAUUAUAUUCUCAUCACGAGCAGUUACAUUUUGGUUGAUUAUGUUCGCAAGUGUUGAUCGAUGGCUUCUAUCAUCUACGAAUGCUCUUCGUCGACAACUGAGUUCAAUGAAAAAUUCUCUUAGAGGCAUAGGUAUCAUUACAAUCAUAUCAAUUAUUAUACAUUCGCAACUUUUCUAUUGCUAUGAAGCUAAUCUUGUUGAUACGCCAUUACAAUGUUUUACAAAAAAUAUUCCAUGUCGACUAAUGAAUGAUUUAACAUUUGCAAUAAUUACUAUUCUAAUUCCUUUGAUAUUUAUUAUACUGUUUGGCUUGAUGACUAUAUCUAAUAUGCGACUAACUCGAAUUCGUGUUGAACCUACAGCUGUAGCUAUUGCAAAUGUGGCUACCCAGAAGAUUUCCACUCGAAAGAGUUCAAAGAAAAUAGAUCACCGUUUAUUUAGAAUGCUUUUUGUUCAAUCAGUCUGUUUAGGUUUAUUUACUUUACCACUUGCAAUUGAAAAACUUUAUGCAACAUUAACAAUGGAUAUGCAAAAAUCUGCAUUGCAAACGACGAUUGAAAAUUUUAUCUAUCAAGUUGCACUGAUUAACACGUUUUUUGCAGUCGGAAUGCCAUUUUAUGUUAAUAUUCUUGCUGGUGGAAGCAUAUAUAGAAAUGGUUUAUUCUCUCUCAAAAACAAAAUCGUUCGCAAACUAAUGUGCACUCAGCGUUUGCCUCAAAAUACGCAAUAA